AUGUAUUUCUUCACGGGUUUUAGUAAUAAAGAUCUCUACCACCAUCGCAUCAAUUAUUGUGAAUUUCAACACCAAGUGUCUAUGACCGACGUUGUCGAGGAAUUACCGCUGUCUCUAAGCAAUGUGAAGCACAUCCUUUUGAUUCUCUCGGGCAAGGGAGGUGUUGGUAAGAGUUCAGUUACUACACAAUUGGCAUUGACUUUGGCAGGAUUGGGUAAAAAAGUUGGUGUUCUAGAUAUCGACUUAACAGGACCCUCUCUUCCUCGGAUGUUUGGUAUGGAGGGUCAGUCAGUUUAUCAGUCAUCUGAAGGUUGGGUUCCGGUUACCGCCUACGAUAAUGGAAAUGCGUGUCUGAAGCUGAUGUCUUUAGGCUUUCUGUUAGGAGAUAGAGGAAAUAGCGUUGUCUGGAGAGGGCCCAAAAAGACAGCAAUGAUAAAGCAGUUCAUUAAUGAUGUUCAGUGGGGAGAAAUAGAUUAUCUACUAAUUGACACGCCUCCGGGAACAUCUGAUGAGCAUAUCUCAAUUGCCGAGCAAUUGAGAUGGGCCCAACCUGAUGGUGCAAUAAUUGUCACAACCCCACAGAAUGUGGCAACAGCGGAUGUGAGAAAGGAAAUUAAUUUUUGCAGAAAGGUGAACCUUAAUAUACUUGGAAUUGUUGAAAACAUGUCAGGUUUCAUUUGCCCUCAUUGUUCCGAAUGCACCAACAUAUUCUCGAAAGGGGGAGGGCAACAGCUCGCAAACUCCCAAAAAAUAGACUUUUUGGGUAGCGUCCCAAUAGAUCCUGCUUUUGUCGAGAUGAUUGAAAAGCAAUCUUCUUCUAAGGAGCAAUUGGUCACUUUGUAUGAAAGAUCAUCACUAGCCCCUGUAUUCGAAUCUAUCAUGCAAAAAGUUUUCGACAAUAAAAUACCUUCUAGAGUAUAA
Messenger RNA from Lachancea fermentati, 921 nucleotides. The record is from the annotation of a GenBank genome assembly. NCBI's taxonomy places the organism in Eukaryota, Fungi, Ascomycota, Saccharomycetes, Saccharomycetales, Saccharomycetaceae.